Messenger RNA from Purpureocillium lilacinum, 252 nucleotides. Lineage: Eukaryota; Fungi; Ascomycota; Sordariomycetes; Hypocreales; Ophiocordycipitaceae. The record is from RefSeq and is a predicted model, not a curated record.
AUGCGAGAAAGGCGGCCAUACGAGUCCGGACGCGGUGCCAUCCCUGCUCAACACCAUCGCUCGGGGUCAUCAGAGGGCACCCACCGUGACGACCGGCGUACUUGCUUGCUUGCCGGCUCUCGUCAACGAAGCUCCCGGGUUCCUGUGAUGGCGAGGACGCGCGCUCCUUUAAUCUCAACAGCUUCGGCACCUUGGCGACGCGACUUACCGACGCGCUUCAGAGACAGUGUGAUUGAACCGGUAUGCGUCUAG